Messenger RNA from Nannospalax galili (Upper Galilee mountains blind mole rat), 2182 nucleotides. RefSeq names its product zinc finger protein 512 (gene Znf512). The record is from RefSeq and is a predicted model, not a curated record. Gene Ontology annotation, molecular function: zinc ion binding. NCBI's taxonomy places the organism in Eukaryota, Metazoa, Chordata, Mammalia, Rodentia, Spalacidae.
UUAAAAUACACCCGCCCUGGGUUGCCUACCUUCAGCCAGGAAGUACUGCACAAAUGGAAGACAGAUAUCAAGAAGUAUCAUCGCAUCCAGUGUCCUAACCAGGGUUGUGAGGCUGUCUACAGUAGUGUAUCUGGCCUUAAAGCACACCUGGGCUCUUGUACAUUGGGAAACUUUGUGGCUGGGAAAUACAAGUGUCUUCUGUGUCAGAAAGAAUUUGUGUCAGAGAGUGGUGUCAAGUAUCACAUCAACUCUGUCCAUGCUGAGGAUUGGUUCGUUGUAAACCCAACAACCACCAAAAGCUUUGAAAAGCUGAUGAAAAUAAAGCAGCGACAGCAAGAAGAGGAGAAGCGGAGACAGCAGCACAGGAGUCGACGGUCUCUAAGAAGGCGACAGUACCCUAGUGUGGAGCCUGCUGAGACCCAGCCAAAUCUUAGGGCAGGGAAGGAUCAGAGGGGGAAUGAUGAGGAACUGGUGGUGUCAACCCUCUGUAAGGAACCAGAGCAGGAGGCAGUGCCAGCACAAUCCCAGAAAGUAAAGCCUGCCAAAACCACUCACAAACGAGGAAGGAAAUAGGCAGUCAUUGAAUGAGCUCCUAGGAGAGUGGAUGUGAUGCUGUUGUCACUGGACAUGUGUGGGGGAGGCCUGAGUCAUGGGGCUGGGAGAAGAUGCUUUCAGCGGUGGGUAUCAGCUCUUCUGUGUAAAUUUCAGGUCUUCCUGACUAAUUCACUUUCAUCCUUCCCUCUCUUCUAGUAGGUUCUAUUCCUCACUGGAGCCCUCUUGUUCUCUUUUCUAUUGCCGAAAGAGCUCCCAUGAAAAAAACAACUGUAGGCUCCCCCUAGCCCUGUGCAAAAUAAGAAACUGUUGUUUGGUCUUUCCUAUAUGAACUUUCUUGGAACCUCCAUGAUUGAAUGGUUACUCCAUCAUCUACCUAAAAAAAACAUUCCAAGUGAAUUUUUUUUAAAGCCAUGACAGGUUUUAUCAUUCUGUAUUUGUGACAUAAAAUUACAGAAAGUAGUGCUAUUACUUCUGCUAUAGGUGACCCUGAGCCCUAGGGAAGCAAAAUUUUAUGGAGGCUGAUUAUCUACAAUUUGGUGUUACUACAGAGAAGAAAUAAUUUAGCAUGAAAAAGCUAGAACCUCUCUAACCUUCUAGGAGAUGCUUGGUUUAUACCAAGUGGUAGGGACUGACUAGACCCACAGGCAUGAAAAAAUAGCCUUAGGAGUCAUGUGUCCCAAACACUAAAAUGAGAAGGAAAAAAAAAGCAGCAGCAAUAAACACUACCCUAACUUUCCUGGGUCCUGAGGCUUCAUCUCAGUUGCUAGGAUCAGUGCUCUCCUGAAGCUUGGUUUUGCCUCUUGGUUUUAAGGAUUGAGAAGUGACUCAUUUUCCCUGAUGUGCUGGCACAGUAUCCUAGUGCUCCUGGAAAUGCCACUGAGACUGUAACCAAGGUGUGUGUGCCCUCUCCCCUGGACUUACCUCACUUGUUAGGCUCCACCCAGUUAAGUCCUCAUCCGUGGCAUUAGCCCACUUCUGUCUCUUUGAAUGUUCUAAGAAUAUUGUCCUACUAUCCCGUUUUAUAUAUGGAGUUCUAUCUGCUUUAUAUUGUGAAAUUUUGACACCAGAUGUAGAUAUUUCUCUGGAGCUGGAAAGAAUAUUCUUCCUCUGUACCUCAUGCCUAUCUGGUGAUGUUUAAUGGGCCCUUUCCCUGUGAGGGUGGAUAUUGUUGGAGAAUUGGUUAGAGCCAACCUUGUUGUCGUGUUUCUGGUUUCUCUUCUCCUUUUGUGUAAAUACUGUUCUGUAUUCCUGCCUAUUGUAUGGCAUUUGCCACUUAAAAAAUUAACAUUGGUAUGGACGAUACUACUUUUUCAAAUUCUGAAAGGCUGUUUGCCACUCUUGAAGUCUCUGUUCUCUAAAUAGCUUUAUCAUGUGUGCUUUGUGAACACCACUUUUAAGUAAUGGAACAUUGGAUCUUGAAUUGGAUACUGCCAGAAUGGGUUGUUUUGAAACAAGUGGAGGAAAUGAUGUAUUUGUGCUAUGUUUUUUUCAUUCCUGUUUGUGCCCUUAAAGCCCUUGUAGUAGAUGAGGGUUGUCAGGGAGGAGAAAUGAAGCUGUGUUAAGUUCUGGUGACAAAGACUUGGAGAAUGUUUGGCAAUGACAGAAAUAAAGUGACUCUCGCUUAGAA